Molecule: messenger RNA, 2354 nt
Organism: Medicago truncatula (barrel medic)
Lineage: Eukaryota; Viridiplantae; Streptophyta; Magnoliopsida; Fabales; Fabaceae
Product: hydroxyproline O-galactosyltransferase GALT5
Exons: 7
Coding region: 153-2003 (616 amino acids)
Cellular component (GO): Golgi membrane
Molecular function (GO): hydroxyproline O-galactosyltransferase activity; carbohydrate binding
Source: RefSeq, a predicted model, not a curated record
UUUGAUCAAUCACUUUCCUAGUUCUUCUCAAACUACUUUAAAACAAAUUCCUUAUUUGUGACCGUAGAAUGCUACCAACACCGCCGACUCAAACAUAAACCUUCUUUGACUCUUAAAACAUCGUAGUCAUCGCAAAACCGUAGCAAAAAACGAUGAAGAGAGCGAGAACAACAACAAAGGUAACAUCUUUGUUCUCCUCUCUUUGUAAGCAACGAUCCUUUCAAAUUCUCAUCAUCAUCGCUGUUCUCUAUGUUCUUCUUUUCACUCUUGAAAUCCCUUUUGUUUUCAACAAAACCGCCGUAACUCGCUCCGAAAGACACGUUCUCGAACAACAACAACAGCUACAACCUAGUACCCAUCAAAAAGCUGAUUCGAUUCUCUCUAGUUUGAUUCUAAACGACGCCGCAUUCGAUUCCAAAGAGUAUCAAUUAUCGGUCAAAGAUGGAAAACGCGUUUGGAAUGAACUUCAAUCUGCAAAAACGCAAACCCCAAUUCAAACCGCUCCGAAACCCGAGAAACGACCCGGGUCAUGUCCUCGAUCGGUCUCGGUUACCGGGUCGGAGUUUGCGGCGAAUGGGAGUUUGAUGGUGAUUCCAUGUGGGUUGACGUUAGGGUCGCAUAUAACGGUGGUUGGAAAACCGUUGAGUUCGGAAGGGAAAAAUCACUUUUUUUUGGAGUUGCAGGGUUUGAAAACGGUGGAAGGUGAAGACCCACCAAGGAUUUUGCAUUUCAAUCCAAGGUUGAAAGGGGAUUGGAGUGGGAAGCCUGUUAUUGAGCUUAACUCUUGUUAUAGGAUGCAGUGGGGUACUUCUUUGAGAUGUGAUGGUUGGAAAUCAAGGGCUGAUCAAGACACUGUCGAUGGGCAGGUGAAGUGCGAGAAGUGGAUUGGGGGAGAUGAUAGGCAAGCAGAGGAGUUUGUAUCAAAAUGGUGGUUGAAUAGAUUCGUAGGUCGGCCGAAAAAAGUAACAGUUGAUUGGCCAUUCCCAUUUAAUGAGGACAAGCUAUUUGUUCUUACUGUUAGUGCUGGAUUGGAGGGCUAUCAUUUUAAUGUUGAUGGGAGGCAUGUGGUCUCGUUUCCUUAUCGCACUGGCUUUACUCUUGAGGAUGCUACUGGACUCACUGUACAUGGAGAUAUUGAUGUCCAUUCUAUAUUUGCUGCCUCCUUGCCUUCAACGCAUCCUAAUAUUUCUCCACAACAGCAUCUUGAAUUUUCAGCCAGAUGGCGUGCCCCACCACUACCUAAGUUUGGUGUGGAAUUGUUCAUCGGCAUCCUAUCAGCUGGAAACCAUUUCGCUGAGCGGAUGGCUGUAAGAAAGUCGUGGAUGCAGCAUAGCCUUAUCAAAUCUUCAGAAGUGGUGGCUCGUUUCUUUGUAGCACUGCACCCGAAAAUAGAAAUUAAUGCAGAGUUGAAGAAGGAAGCAGAAUAUUUUGGAGAUAUUGUUAUAGUGCCUUACAUGGAUAAGUAUGACCUUGUUGUGUUGAAAACAGUGGCUAUAUGUGAAUAUGGGGUUAAUAGAGUAUCUGCGGCAUACAUCAUGAAAGGUGAUGAUGACACAUUUGUUAGAGUGGAUGCUGUUAUAGACGAAGUAAGGAAGGUUCCAGAUUCUAUGGGUGCUUAUAUUGGGAAUAUAAAUUAUCACCACAAACCUUUGCGCUAUGGUAAAUGGGCUGUGACAUACGAGGAGUGGCCAGAAGAGGAUUACCCACCAUAUGCUAAUGGACCGGGGUAUAUUCUGUCUUAUGAUAUCGCACACUACAUUGUUUCUGAAUUUGAGAAGCAUAAAUUACGGUUGUUUAAAAUGGAAGAUGUGAGUAUGGGAAUGUGGGUAGAGCAAUUUAACAGCACGAUAUCGGUACACUAUUCUCAUAGCUUAAGAUUCUGCCAGUUUGGAUGUAUAGAAGGCUAUUACACAGCUCAUUACCAAUCUCCAAGGCAGAUGAUGUGCCUUUGGGAUAAAUUGCAGCGGCAUACAAGUCCUCAAUGCUGCAACAUGAGGAGAUAACAAAGUGGGGUAUUAGACUCCAUUUUUUAAUUUAUAGAUGAACAAAGAAAACAAGUUUUGCAGUCAUAGUUUAGCUUCAUAUAUUUGUAAAUAUAUCGGAGCUCAGAUAGAAAUUUUAGCACUGUAUAAAUGGCCUUUUAUUUUCUUCUGAUAAAUUUUUUUCAUUAACACCUUGUUAUACCUGGUUAUCUCAUCUUUCCCUUUCUAGCUGGUCAUUUGUUUUGGCUAGGAUUGGUAAAGAUGAAAGGGAGUGGUGGAUUGAGAUGCUGCUAACAUACUGCUAAGAUUAAGGUUAUUAACACAUCUUUUAAUGUGAGGCACAUGAUCUAAGUCAAUGUCACAUGAAUAUUA